Molecule: messenger RNA, 2441 nt
Organism: Salvelinus namaycush (lake trout)
Lineage: Eukaryota; Metazoa; Chordata; Actinopteri; Salmoniformes; Salmonidae
Product: seizure protein 6 homolog
Exons: 16
Coding region: 1-2412 (803 amino acids)
Biological process (GO): synapse maturation
Cellular component (GO): endoplasmic reticulum; neuronal cell body
Source: RefSeq, a predicted model, not a curated record
AUGCCAACAGGGGUGCUAACCACAGCCCUGACCUCAUCGCCCCCAGCCAGCCAAUCAGAAGCAGGGAAAACUGUAACAUCACCCACAGAGGAGGAGACGACAACCACUUUGAUCACCACCACAACCAUCACCACAGUGCAUAUGCCAGUGCAGUGCAAUGCCAGUCUCUCUGGGAUGGAGGGCAUUGUGGAGUCUCCAAAUCCUCUCUCCUCAUCCCCUUACUCUCCUCUGGAGUGCAUCUACAGCAUCACAGUGUAUCUGGGUUAUGGAGUGGAAAUUCAGGUAAGGCGCCUGAACCUAUCCAAGGACGAGUCCCUGACUAUCCUUGGCUAUGGAGGGACGGGACCAGAACUCUUAGCCAAUGAGACCCUGAUGCGUGAGGGUCAGGUGAUUCGAAGCUCAACCAAUCAGGUGCAGAUUUACUACCGCAGUCUCCGGCAGACUGAUCAUGGUGUGUUCAGCCUACACUAUCAAGCCUUCCUCCUCUCCUGCUUGUUCCCUCUUUCUCCUGAGGGAGGGGGUGUGACAGUAACGGACAUCCACCCUGGAGGCCAUGCCCACUUCCACUGUGACCCUGGCUUCCAGGUCAGGGGCCACGAGGUAGCCACCUGCUUGAACAUGACUCAACCCCAUUGGAGCUCUCCUGAACCUCAGUGUGUGGCUGUGUCAUGUGGAGGGUGGAUCCGAAAUGCGACCGUGGGUAGAAUCUUCUCGCCGCCUCCUCCAUCUACGAGUAACCAUAGCAAUGGCAAUAAUCUGAGCUGCCAUUGGCUACUGGAGGCCAAGAAGGGACACAGGCUUCACCUCCACUUUGAGAGGGUUGCGCUGGACGAGGACAAUGAUAAGCUGAUUGUGCGAAGCGGAAACAACUCUAUGGCUCCGCUGCUCUUUGACUCAGACCUGGACGAUGUUCCAGAGCGUGGAAUCGUGAGUGAGGGCUUCAUACUUUACCUGGAGCUCACGGCCGACUCCUCUUUCAUCCCGCUACUGCUAGCUCUGCGCUAUGAAGCCUUUGACGGGGAACACUGUUAUGAGCCCUACUUACCCCAUGGGAAUUUCAGCAGCAGUGACAUUACCUUUCCGUUGGGAACCACAGUCAUCUUCUCCUGCUCCCCAGGCUUUGUCAUGGAGCAGGGCUCCGGGGUCAUUGAGUGUGUGGACCCAAGCGAUCCACACUGGAAUGAGAGUGAGCCUGUGUGUAAAGCUUUGUGUGGGGGAGAGUUGACCGAUCCCUCCAGCACUGUUCUGUCCCCUGAUUGGCCACAGAGCUACUCCAAGGGGCAGGACUGUGUGUGGCAGAUCCAUGGUAAUGAGGAGAAGCGCAUCGAACUGGACAUCCAGAUUUUGAAUAUCCGCCACAACGACGUUCUCACCAUAUUCGAUGGUCACGACCUCAUGUCCCAUGUGAUUGGCCAGUACCUGGGGUCACGAGAGCGUUUCCAGGUCGUGUCAGGUGGUUCUGAGGUCACUAUUCAGUUCCAGAGUGACCCUGACGAUUCCUCCUUUAUUCUCAGCCAGGGGUUCCUUAUUCACUACCGUGAGGUAGAGCCUAAUGACACCUGUCCUGCCCUCCCUCAAAUCGAAUUUGGCUGGAUUAGCUCCUCCCACACCUCUCCCGUGAGGGGAAGUGUGUUGACCUAUCAGUGCCAGCCGGGGUAUGACAUCAGUGGCUCUGACAUCAUCACUUGCCAAUGGGAUCUUUCCUGGAGCAAUAGCCCACCCACCUGCAUCAAAGUCCAGCAGUGUCCUGAUCCGGGGGAGGUGGUGAACGGAGCGCGUUCGGUACGCCCAGAGUCUGGAUUCGCUGUUGGAACAGUGGUGCGCUUCUCCUGUAACCAGGGUUACCAGCUGGAGGGCCCUGGUCAGAUCUCCUGCCAUGGACGGGAUACGGGCACCCCCAAGUGGAGUGACCGCAGUCCCAAAUGUGUCUUGAAGUAUGACCCAUGCCCAAACCCAGGUGUGCCAGACAAUGGUUACCAGACAUUGUACAAACAUAGCUACCAGGCAGGAGAGACGCUCCGUUUUUUCUGCUAUGAGGGCUAUGAACUCAUUGGGGAGGUUAUUAUCAACUGUGUCCCGGGCCACCCAUCUCAAUGGAACAGUCCACCACCCUUCUGCAAAGUGGCAUACGAGGAGCUGUUGGAUGAUCAUAAAUUAGAAGUAUCCCAGUCAUUGGAGCCCUCCCACCAGAUGCUAAGUGAGAACAUUGCCUUGGCAAUCAUCCUGCCAAUCAUCCUGGUCAUUCUUCUGAUUGGUGGAAUCUACAUGUAUUACACAAAACUGCAGUGGAAGCCACUUUUCUGGAAGUCUCUCUCUCACACCCACUCAUACAGCCCAAUUACUGUGGAGUCUGACUUCAACAACCCUCUAUACGAGGCAGGGGACACACGGGAGUAUGAGGUGUCCAUUUGAAGAAGAAACGUCUUGAGAAGAAUUAAAAC